CUGUUUGUGUCACAUGCAUAGAGAACCGACUAAUAAACCAGGGAAAUAGGAGAAAAUUGCCGUUGACGUUGACUGUCUAAUAAACGGAGAACGACUUCGCCACGACAGCAAUAUGGUCAAGGUGUGAGACUGGCAUGUAUUGUCCAACAAUACGGUCAUUCCGGAAAAGGUCUGCCCGGUGGCAGAUGGUAAUCUUGCUCAACCCAGCAUCUAUCGGGAGCGGCUAACCGUGAAGCAGCAUGUCCAAUGGGAACGAAUCCUGCCUGUCAGGGAAUGGCACCAUCGGCUUCAUAUCGUGUAUGAUUCGCGUCUGGGAGGAGUGGGCCGGGCUGGGACACCUGGAGGACUACCUCAGCUACCUGGAGUACCUAGUGUGGGUGUUCACGCCUCUGGCCAUCGUCUUCAUCUUACCGUUCCUCAUCGUUAUCCUCGUGUAUCUCUCCAUACUCUUCCUGCAUAUAUACAAGCGCAAGAUCCAACUCAGGGAGGCCUAUUCCAACAACCUGUGGGAUGGCGCAAGGAAAACCCUGGCCACUCUGUGGGAUGGACACGGAGCCAUAUGGCAUGGUUAUGAGAUACAUGGAUUAGAAAAGAUUCCAGAUGAAGGGCCUGCCCUUAUAGUCUACUACCACGGGGCUAUUCCCAUUGAUUAUUAUUACUUCCUGGCAAGUUUAAUCAUUCGAAAGGGACGGACCUGUCAUUCUGUGGCAGAUCACUUCUUGUUCAAUGUUCCUGGCUUCAAGUUGCUGCUGGAGGUGUUCAGCGUGAUCCACGGGCCGCAGGAGGAGUGUGUGAAGGCCCUGCGCAGCGGCCACCUGCUGGGCAUCUCCCCUGGCGGCGUGCGGGAGGCGCUCCUCAGUGACGAGACCUACCCCCUGAUUUGGGGCAAGCGCAAGGGUUUCGCUCAAGUGGCCAUCGACUCCAAAGUGCCAAUAAUUCCUAUGUUUACACAGAAUGUACGAGAAGGAUUUCGCUCUCUAGGAACACUAAGAUUGUUCAGAUGGUUGUAUGAAAGAUUUCGCUUUCCCUGCGCUCCUGUGUAUGGAGGUUUCCCAGUAAAAUUUCGCACCUUCCUCGGUGACCCAAUUCCAUAUGACCCCAGACUUACCGCGGCAGAGUUGGCAGAAAAGGUGCAAGAGGCUGUGCAAGCACUUAUAGAUCAACACCAAAAAAUCCCGGGUAACAUCCUUCGAGCUCUUUUAGAGCGAUUCCACAGACGGACGAAAGAAGCCUAGUCACUUUCUAUGUAUCAGAUCAAUGUUAAUUCAGUACUAAGAGUGGGCAUCGUUACUAAGGAUUGAUAAGUUACUGAUAUGGCACAGGAGCCCUAACGUGUAGCUGUCUAUGCGUCACAAACCCACAUAUCUAAUAAGGUGUGUCUACAGACCACAAUGACUGAUUCUAUUUGUCACAUGCAGUGAAAUUGAGCCUCUGCAUUUGACCCAUCCUUUACUAGAGCAAUAAACACACACACACACACACACUAGGAGCAGGGGCCAGCAGCAGUGCCCUGCCUGGGGAGCAGUUGAGGGGUUAGGUGGGCUUAGGUGAGGGGCACUUCAGCCGUGGACCUUGAGGAAGGGGGAAGUGCUCUGUAUCCACUCCCCCUGACAGACCAGGGGAUCAGACUCUGGCGCCCUUUCGGUCACGAGCCCGCUUCUCUAACCUUUAGGGCCACGGCUGCCCCGAGUCUAGUGUGCAUGGCCUAAGUAAUUUAAGCAAUCGUGUGUGUGUGUGUGUGUGUGUGUGUGUGUGUGCGCGCGCGCGCGCGCGUGCGUGUGUGUGUGUUUGUCGUCAUUUGGAGAUCGGUCUUUAAUUUAUUUGCACACUUUGAUCUGUUCAGGACCACUGCCAAAUCAGUUUAUUUUGUGAAGAGCCUUAUGUUUAUUUUAUAAAUGUCCAACUUCAAAAAAGAGGUCAGUGUUUUUUAAAUGGGUCUGUCUGAAUGACUGAAUUGGUGAAAAACAGACCUGUACUCUACCAGUGUGAAAUGUAUUGUAAAAUACAGUGUACUGAGUCAACCUGUUAGUUAAAUUCAUGUUGAGCUUGAUUCACCCCCUCCCUCCACCCCAAAUAAUUAAGUAAUAAAUGCACUAUUUUAUAUCUGUUAGAAAGCACUCAAUCUCAAUGAUUCCCAGUCAGGUGAUGCAUACAACAUUUGAAUACAUUUAUAUUUUACAAAAAUCAGCUGUUUGAUGAGGUUUGCAUGUGGUGUAUUUGUAAAGUUGUCAGUUCUAUAACAAAUGCUACCAAUUUUGUCCCCUUUUCAAAAAUAUUGUCACAUCUGUAAAUGCUUGGGAAAUAACCAUUUGUAUCACUGUGUCACUGACUAGUGCAAUACAGUGGGGAACUAGUCAACUGCCAUGGUUUUAUGAAGCUCUGAGCUGGCCAUUGUGGCACUGUGGUACAAUGAUGAUUCAAGUAUAUUCUGCUCUGCUGUCAGAAUUUGCAUUCCUACUGCACAUUCAGAGUGCAGUGAAGUAUAUUCUAAUGAGGGAAAUGCUUUUUUAGAGAAAUCCUGUUUUAAAUAUUUUUUGAAUGAAGCCUAGCCACUUUCUGUGUUCACAAUUUACUGUGAAUCGCCUGGUAACAACAGUGCAGAAGACCGACUAGUAAAAGGACCACGUUAAGCAAGCUGACUCUAACACUGUUUGGCCUCUUGUGAGAAGCAUAUCUCCCCUCACAUGCUCUGAAGGACGAUGAGAUGUUUGUGAUUUUAUUUUAAGUUAUACAUAUGUGACUCAGAAGCACACACUCAUUACACUGGCUAGAUGGUCACACUUCAAUGUGCAUAUCGUGGAGUUAACGAUGUGUUUAUGUACGAUGAGAACUUGGUAUUGGCCCCUUAUGAAUCUCUGCUAUUUACUGAGGACCUCAGUGCAUUAACUGUAAAUCAAGAAAUGUUGAAUAAUUAAAACCUAUUUUUAUACA
Messenger RNA from Clupea harengus (Atlantic herring), 2931 nucleotides. It is a transcript of the gene tmem68, whose product is annotated as transmembrane protein 68. NCBI's taxonomy places the organism in Eukaryota, Metazoa, Chordata, Actinopteri, Clupeiformes, Clupeidae. Gene Ontology annotation, cellular component: membrane. The record is from RefSeq and is a predicted model, not a curated record. Gene Ontology annotation, molecular function: acyltransferase activity.